AUGAUAAAAGAAGUUUUAAAUGUUUAUAAUCUUCAUGAAGAUGACUUCAAUAAAUCAGAGCUUACCAACUUAAAGAAUAAGUUGUCUGUUUUUAAAGCAAAAGUGGGAAAUAAGUUAGAAAAGCAUAAUAGAAACUAUGACAGAUUGAUUUUAAAAGAGGGUGUUUGGCUACAGGAGGAGUUUUUUCCAGAUCUUGUUAAAAGAAUUAAAUCUAAAGAAGGUCCAGGUAGAAAAAAUAAAGUUUGGGAAAAUCUUGGUGAAAGAAGCAAAAGAGCUAAAAUUGCCCAUUUGGCUGAAAACAAUCAUGAAGCAUUGGCUUUAGCUUCUUUAAAAAGUGCUGCAACUGAAUCCAACAUUAAUAAAAACAAUUUUAUCUUUAUAGUAAAGAAGGCUUUGGACCCAGAUAAAGCAAAUGAAAUUAGAAAAAACAUGUCUAUGCAUGAACCUGUUAAAAUGAAAGUUGAAGAUGCUCUCAGCCUAAAAAUUCAAUGUGAUCUGUCCGAUGAACAAUAUCAGAUAAUCAGAAAUAGCUCCCUAUUACAAAAUGCAAACAUCUAUCCGUCUCUUCAUAAAAUUUUAACUGAAAAAAAUAAAUGCUAUCCUGAUAAUAUGAUUUUUUCAGAAACAUCUGCAGUUUGCUCCCUUCAAUCUCUUUUUAAUCACACACUGUGUAGAGUCUUGAGUCUAAAUAGUUGCAACAAAAUAUUUUCUGAAUUAUCGGUUAAAGAUAUCAAUCAACAUGGAAUUAUGCAUUUCAAAGGUGGUUUUGAUGGAGCGUCUAGCCAGAGUCUGUAUAAACAAAAAUAUUUAGAUACAACUCUAGAUGAAGUUAUUAAAAAUGAAGAGAGUAUUUUCCAAACAUCUAUUGUGCCUCUUAAACUGACUGUUAAUGAUACAGUAAUCUGGUACAACAAAAAACCAUCUAGUACACAUUUCUGCAGACCAGUAUGUUUGCAGUACAAGAAGGAAACAAAUGUGCUAAUUAAAGAAGAAGAAGAACGAUUACGGAUUGAAAUUCAGAAACUUGAACCAUUUGUAGUAAGUUUAGAAUCAAAACCGACUGAGUCAUCUAUGAUGACAGCAAUUAUAAAGUAUAAUUUGGAUUUGACUAUGUUUGAUGGUAAGGUUAUUAAUGCACUGACAAGUACUACCUCUUCUCAAAGCUGUAAUGUAUGUUCAGCAAAGCCAACAGAGAUGAAUGACAUUAAAUUGAUUAGAUCUAAACCUGUCAAUAAAGAAGCUUUAUUUUUUGGCCUUUCACCUCUUCACUGUUGGAUAAGAUGCUUUGAGUACAUUCUUCACCUUGGAUAUAAAUUGAAAAUUAGGUCAUUUUAUGCUAAAACAUCUGAGCAGAAAGAAUCAGUUAAAGAAAGAAAAGCAUUUAUUCAAAAGAAGUUUAGGGAAGAACUAAGUCUUAUUGUUGACAUGCCAAAACAAGGAUAUGAUUUAGAUCCAAGCUCUUUUCAAAGUUAUUGCAAUGAUACAACAGAUAAAAUUCUUUCUGAAUAUAAUUGGUAUGUUAUUCCUCCAAGCGUUCACAAACUUUUAGAACAUGGUUUACAGAUUGCCAAUGCAUUAGAACUUCCCAUUGGAGUUUAUUCAGAAGAAUCACUAGAGGCUCUUAACAAAGAGAUUAGAAAUACAAGAUUAAACCAUUCAUGCAAAAUUUCAAGGAUAAAUGUUAUGAAAAACCAAUUUAACUAUCUUAUGAUAAGGAGUGAUCCAGUUAUAUCGAGCAUUCAAUUCACUAACCAUAGAUGUGAAAAUGGGAAAUUGCUCCCAAUAGAAGUUCUUUCUCUUCUUAAACAGUUGUGA
Molecule: messenger RNA, 1815 nt
Organism: Hydra vulgaris (swiftwater hydra)
Lineage: Eukaryota; Metazoa; Cnidaria; Hydrozoa; Anthoathecata; Hydridae
Source: RefSeq, a predicted model, not a curated record